Anastrepha obliqua is the source of this 1658-nucleotide messenger RNA. RefSeq lists its product as uncharacterized. The record is from RefSeq and is a predicted model, not a curated record. Lineage: Eukaryota; Metazoa; Arthropoda; Insecta; Diptera; Tephritidae. The transcript is spliced from 5 exons. The coding region runs from base 195 to 1499 and encodes 434 amino acids.
AGUAACUUUUGGUUUCAUAUUCAAGAUAUGCUCAUUUAUUUAAAAAAACGAAAAAUUUUAAAGCGGAAUUCAGGUUUUGGAGACUAGUUUUACAGUUUUACUUUAGCAACCAGAUUUUGGAAAAUUAUUUCAGUCAAAGUGAUUUCGGGUCACGAACAUAAUACAUCUCUCGUAGUCGGGCUGGUGACGUGGCUAUGGUUACUGCCGUUCAAAUUCGAAAUUCCACUGCGUUCCUAAAUUUGUAUCAUCUUUGCAUACGAAUACCGAGUACGAUUUUAUUAGCAAGAAUUACCUAUCCAGGUAAAAAUACGAAAAAUACUUAUACCCAGGGCAAGACAAUGUUCAACGGCACUUUAGGCAUUGACUCCAAUCGAGGAGAAGAAGAAUCGGAGUUGCCAGGUUGCAAUUUCCAAAACCCGAAGUGCACUUCCCACAGCACUUUUUCAAUAACAAAAUGUUUCCCCAAUAAUUAUUCAAGUCUUUCCGGUUGCCGGGAAUACAAGCCAAAUAAUAAUUCAAUGCUUAUGGAACGGAGUAGUAACCGGUAUAUUGAAUGCGAAACAAGCGCGAAACCCAGUGCGUAUUAUCCGUACCCUGCGGAGACGGAGCUGCGACUAGCGAGUAUACGCAUCUUUACCACAAUUAUGUUGAAUGCCUGGCGCCGCCGUCGAGAGGAUGUUAAACGUUUGUUAUUGAGAGUGGAAGAACUGAAGAGAGGGUCACAAAAGGCCAAAACUCAGAUUCAUGUUUACAACACUUUGUUUCGUGUCGAACAGAAGCGAAAUGAUGACCUCGCUUGCCAGCUCAAGUGUUCGCUAGAAAGUGUAAUUCAGGCAAAGUCCUCGUGUGAGAACCUCAACAGCAACGUCCAUAGCCUGAAAGCGGAACGUGCACUCCUGGAACAAGAUUUGGCAAAUAAAAACAAGGAGCUUGAAGCACUUAGUGGCAUACUAAGCCAAACGAAAGCUGAGCUUUUUCAGUCAAUGGUUGAGCAGCGUAAUUUGCGCCAUUCCCUUGCUAAAGAAAACUGUUCGGUACAAGUGCUAGAAAAUCAGAAAAACAAAUUAAUUAAUGAGCUGUACUAUUUAAGCAAAGAGAGUCGCGAAACUGAAGAUAAAUAUCGCGUAGAGUUGAUCAGGAAGGAAGUUGAUUUGGAGCGCACCAUGAACAAAGUGAAACUUCUUGAAGCCGAGUUAACCGAUUUGAAAGAGAAAUCGCGCCGUAUUGAUGAAAGUAUAAUUAAUAAUGUUCGCCUCCAUCACGACGUAGAAAAUUUGCAAAAGAGAUUGGCUACACUCCAACAAGUUCUCGACGGCACUUUUGGUAGGCGCGUUUCCGACUAUUGGCAGAAGAUAUGCUUCUACCAGCAGAAAAGUUUUCAUUUUGCACAAAUAUUCCUGUACUGGUUGUUACCCGCUGUUCCUCUUCCCGGUACCUUUCCUAAUUUCCAAAAUAAGCAAAAUUUAGUGAUCGGCAUCCCUUUACUAGACCUUAGCUGAGACCUUGAUUUUGGUUUGAGAGAAGAAAACGAAAGCCAAGGGUAUAUUUAAUAAACACACAAACAAAAACACCAACAAGUGAGAAUAUGUUACUUUUCCCUCUCUCCUAUACGGUUGUAAAUCUCCGGGAAGAAUUUCAAAUAUAAAUUUUGCAAUGAA